Messenger RNA from Hipposideros armiger (great roundleaf bat), 1844 nucleotides. RefSeq names its product signal-regulatory protein beta-1-like. The record is from RefSeq and is a predicted model, not a curated record. The transcript has 7 exons. Lineage: Eukaryota; Metazoa; Chordata; Mammalia; Chiroptera; Hipposideridae. The coding region runs from base 252 to 1418 and encodes 388 amino acids.
CUCAGGCCUCCAGGAUGACAAUCCUUGCCUCCUGGCCCCGCCCUCCUCCUUGUCUGCUGCUGACUCUACUGCUGGGACUCACAGGAAUUGAAGCUUUUGCUCUGAGUGAAAAGGUUGCCAUUACAAGGUUUUGAGAAAGAUUUGACAUGAGCUGACAUGAAUUUUAAAUUAUUAUAGCAUUCGGUUGAGAACAGAUCACCACAGGACAUAGAGAGAAGCAACCGCAGCAUUUAGAGGCCAUUGCAUUUUUCAUGCAAACUACGAAAAGUGCCCUGCACCUGGACAGCAGUACAGACAGGGGAGUGGCAGGUGAGAAGGAGCUGCAGGUGAUUCAGCCUGAGAGGUCGGUGUCCGUCACAGCCGGAGAGACGGCCACUCUGCUCUGCACCGUGACCUCCAUGUACCCCGAGGGGCCCAUCCAGUGGAUCAAGGGGACAGGAUCGGACCAGCAGUCAAUCUACAGUUUCGAACAAAGUGAGGCAGCCCGCUCCCCUCAAAUAUCAAGAGUUGCAGACACCACAAGGAGCAACAAUACGGACUAUUCCAUCCGCAUCAGUAACAUCAGCCCAGCAGACUCCGGUACCUACUACUGUGUGAAGUUCCAGAGAGGAAGCACUGGUGAAUACGUGGAGCUGAAGGCUGGAGCAGGCACUUGGCUCACUGUGAGUGCCAAACCCUCUCCCCCCGUGGUAUCAGGCCCCACGGGGAGGGCCCCGCCUGGGCAGACAGUGAGCUUCACCUGUGAGUCCCACGGCUUCUCCCCCCAAAACAUCACCCUGAAAUGGUUCAAAGAUGGAAAUGAGCUCCCAGCCUCCCAGACCACAGUGUACCCAGAGGGAGACAGCGCUUCCUACAGCGUCUCCAGCACAGCCAGGGUGGUGCUGGCCCCAGGGGACGUCCAUGCCCAGAUCAUCUGCCAGGUGGACCACGUCAACCUAAAGGGAGGCCCUCCUCUUCGUGGGACUGCCAACUUGUCUGACACCAUCCGAGUUUCACCUACCUUGGAAGUUACCCAACAGCCUUUGUCAUGGAACCAGCUGAAGGUCAUUGCCUGUCAGGUGAAGAAAUUCUACCCCCAGCGCCUACAGCUGACCUGGUUGGAGAACGGAAACUUGUCCCAAAAAGAAACGGCCUCGACCCUCAUAGAGAACAAGGAUGGAACCUUUGACCAGAUCAACUCUUUUCUCAUGAAUUUAUCUCCUCAAAGGGAGGAUGUGGUGCUUACCUGCCAGGUGGAGCACGAUGGGCAGCCAGCGGUCACCAAACACCUUACUCUGGUGACCUCUGACGACCAGAAGGACCAGGAUACAGGUCCAGCGGCACCUGCUGUUAUCUUUGUGGCUGUCCUCCUGGGCUUCAAGAUGCUAUUAGUGAUGAGUUUCACAGUCACCUACAUCUACAGGUGGUGGAAACUCUAACAGCUCCUGCCUGCCCUGCAAUACACUGCCUCCUGCCCUCUCCAAGGGGCUCACGUGGGAAGAAGACUCUGCAAGGACCUAGAGGUUACCCAAGACCCCUGCCCUUCACUCUGCCAGCCCCACCUCCAGAGAGACAUGCUCCCUCCACACACCCUCCUGAUGGUCCUUCUCUCUGAUGGUAAAGCUGAGUCAAGGAUGGACUUUGGUCAUGGGGACUCAGGCAUGUCUGGACCCUGUGCAUUGAGCUUCAAACUGGCCCUGCCUCCACCCAAAAGAGAAUGAAGAAGAUAAGACAACAGGUUUCCAUCCUGCCCUGGUCAUGCACAACCCUUAAUAUUCAAAGCAGAUUUUCCUUUUAUCCAGAACUUUUGCAAGUGUGAUUUUAUUUUAACACAUAUAUGCUUGAAAUCAUCAAGUUGAAUAAAC